Messenger RNA from Rhagoletis pomonella (apple maggot), 1382 nucleotides. It is a transcript of the gene Yif1, whose product is annotated as protein YIF1B-B. The transcript is spliced from 4 exons. Gene Ontology annotation, biological process: endoplasmic reticulum to Golgi vesicle-mediated transport. NCBI's taxonomy places the organism in Eukaryota, Metazoa, Arthropoda, Insecta, Diptera, Tephritidae. The record is from RefSeq and is a predicted model, not a curated record. Gene Ontology annotation, cellular component: Golgi membrane; COPII-coated ER to Golgi transport vesicle; endoplasmic reticulum-Golgi intermediate compartment. Bases 131 to 1375 code for a protein of 414 amino acids.
CAGCUGUCAGCGGUUGUGUCAAAUUGAUCUAUUUGGUGAUGUGUACUAGCGAUUUAAAUAGUUAUUGAAAGUUUUAUAAAUAUUCUUUAAUUUCCCUACUUCAGCAUUGUGCAUUUAAUAAAAGGUCAAAAUGAACUACAAUCCAAAUGCUGGGAUCCGGAAUCGUAAGUCGGAAUACUCUCAAGGUCCAUCCCGCAAGCCAAAGCGUGUUAGUGAUGUGAAUGCUAUGGGACCAGCAGCACCGGUAACCGCUCCCCUGCCUUAUAUGCAACCAUCAGCUGGACCGGCAAUGCAAGAUCCCACCGUCGGAUUAACAACUGGCUAUGGUAUAAACGCACAGCAACCAGCUGUUAGUGUGGGAGGUUUCGACAACAGUGCAGCGCCAGUACAAAGCGCAAAUUACAACUAUGUCACACCUCCCACUUCUCAACAUUUGUCGUUUGCUGGUGGUCCAAAUGUGCAGCCACAGUACGCUGGAAAUAUGCCUAUGGGCGGAGCACCAACUGGUAUGAACGCCCCUGGCGUUCAAGCACAAUUUCAAUCUGGUAUGCCACAGUUUGCGAUGUUCCAACAGCCAAUUGUACAAGAUAUGGCCAUGCAAUAUGGUCAACGUUUAGCAGAUCAAGGCAAACAGAUGGUUGAAAAUCAGUUUGAGAAAUGGGUGUCCGUCGCGAAAUUGAAAUAUUACUUUGCCGUGGACAACAAAUAUGUCAUCAAUAAAUUACGUUUACUGUUCUUCCCCUUCACGCAUAGGGAUUGGUCACUGAAAUACGAUCAAGAGAAUCCUGUACAGCCACGCUAUGACAUCAAUGCGCCAGACCUAUAUAUUCCUGCGAUGGCCUAUAUAACGUACGUGGUUGUUGCUGGUCUCAUGCUGGGUAUGCAGAAUCGUUUUUCGCCGGAGCAACUCGGUAUACAAGCAUCAAGCGCCUUAGCCUACUGUAUUUUUGAGUUGGUGGUUUAUUCGAUCACUCUCUAUGUGGUCAAUAUAAAAACAAGUUUAAGAACACUUGAUUUGCUCGCAUUUGCUGGUUACAAAUUUGUUAUAAUAGUAGCAUGCCUUUUGGUUAGCACACUAUUCCAUGGUGUUGGCUAUUAUGUGGCCCUUUUAUACACGAGUCUUACUUUGGGCUUCUUUUUGCUACGUACACUGAAAACUAAAGUGCUGCACGAUGCGACACCAGCCAGUAGUGGCGCCAUCAACUAUGAUCCCUACGGCAAUCCACAGCAACUUGAUUAUACUGGUGGACGAAAACGGAAACUGUAUUUUCUAUUUCUUAUUGUCGGCGGCCAAGCCUUCUUAUCAUUUUUGUUAUCGAAACACUUGUAUUUGCCGGAUGCUGCUACGUUAGAAGUUAGAAAUACACAAUUUUAAUACUUAA